Messenger RNA from Parascedosporium putredinis, 2343 nucleotides. The record is from the annotation of a GenBank genome assembly. Lineage: Eukaryota; Fungi; Ascomycota; Sordariomycetes; Microascales; Microascaceae.
AUGGAGCGGGCAGGGUCCUCCGCCAAGUCCCUCUUCCCAAGAGGGCCCAGUUUCAGCUUGGAGGACUUCUCGAGCAAAGACUUUACCGUUCGCGAUUUCAUCGAUGACCUCGCCAACACUGCCGUACCGGCCAACCGAAGAUCGGGACCGGCCCAGGUCCAGUUCGAUCCUAAACCCCUCAUCCGUACAUUCGAAAAUGCUUUGGCUCAGCUCGCAGAACUUUCCGAAGACCUCCAGGAGAGGGAAUCCGAGCUCACAUCCCAGGUCCGCCGCGCCGAAGUCUCCCACAACCAGACACUCGACACUCUCGGCCGAAAGCUCGACCAAUCUAUAGAAGCCUUUGAAACCCUCAACAUCUCCCUCAACAACCCCGGCACCGAAGUCACCUCGGAAAGCGCGCGGGAUACCGCUGGCGGAAACGCUGCUGUCCAGAUUGGCGAGCGCCUCGAGGAGCUCGACCGGAAGCGCCGCCGCGCCCGUGAUGCCGGCUUCCUCAUCCGCUGCUGGCAAGAGCUCAGCGAAACGGGCCAGUUGACCUCCCUGGAAGACAUCCAGAAGCAAGGAAACGCCGACAGUAAGGUUCGCUGCGCCGUCAUCUCCCGCCAGCUGAUGCGCAUCAGCCGCCGCCUCGACCCCAUCUCGUGGGGCCAGACCAACGGCCUGAGAAACGGGUCAUCCGGCACCGCGGCUCUGGCGCCCAAGGGCCACAACACGAGGGAGAUUUUGGAGAAGUUUAGCGAGACGUUGGAGCAGGACCUGCUUAAACAGUUCAACAAUAGCUACCGCCGGCAGAAUUUCGACGACAUGCUGGAAUGCACCAAGGUGCUGCAUGAUUUCAAUGGCGGCGCCAGCGUCAUUGCGGCCUUUGUCAACCAACACCAGUUCUUCAUCGACCGCGACCAGCUCGUCAAUGACGAGGUUACCGCUGAUAGCAGUGCUUGGGAGGCCAUUGCGGAUCCAGACUCGGAAUCGCCAGGUGUCGAACCGAGCCUGCAGUCUCUUGUGGAUGAGGUUAAGAUCGUCAUGCAGGAAGAGUCCUUCAUUAUCAAGCGAGCGUUCCCCUACUACGAGACAGUCCUAGCCAAGUUCAUCCAGCGCGUCUUCCAGCAGUCGAUCCAGCAAAGACUCGAGGCCGUCCUCGAAAAGGCCGACUCCAUCUCCUCGCUCGCCUUCCUGCGGACCCUACACUCCUCGCGCAGCUACAUCAAUUCCCUUAUCGAAGACCUCAAGUCCCAUGGCCUCACAGAGCACCCGGAGCCAUGCUCAGCCCAAAUCUCACAGACCCUCGAUCAGCAGCUCGAGGAGCUCUUUGUGCCGUACCUUGUCGGCAACUCGUACAUUGGCCGGGAGAAGAAGAAUUUGGAGGAGCUCUAUUCCUCGCUCUUGCUCAAGUUUACCAUUUACCACUCGCGCAGGAAAAAGCCCACCGGUCACCCAAAGGCCAUGAUGCUGCGCAUUGCCGGCCUCAAGGACGACCAGUCCAAGAACGAGAUCGAAGUCUCGGAGCAGGACGGCGUCUUAAGCAUGGAGUACGCCAAGCGCAUGAUUAGGUGGCUCGCCGAGAGCGUGCGCAGAGCCCUCGAGCUCGGAUCCGCCAGCGAGACGCCCAAGGACGUGAGCAUACUCCUCAACCUCCUCCUGAAAAGCAUGGGCCAGGUCUACGUCGAGACAGCCCUCGAAGCCGCCCUGGACCAGGCGGUGUCGCAGGAGAAUUCGAGGGUCGAGCCCGACAUGACGUACCUCCCCUUGAUCCGACCCGCCGUCACCAUCACCAACGUCAUGGACCGCUUCAUCUCCACCGUGCUUAUCCGCCUCGCCGAGUCCAACACCACGGUCCGGCGGAACAUGGAGGCCCAGAAACGCACCGGCAUCGAGAGCAUCGAGGCCAAGACCAACAACGUGAUGAAGAGCACCGUCACCGUCGUGUCCAACUGGGUCACCAAGUCCCUCAACGGCCAGAAGAAGCUCGACUUCCGCCCCCGCGACGGCGAGCUCGACUCUCUCCAGACCGCCACCUGCCUCGCCAUUUGCACCUUCCUGUCCCGCUUCCAGGUCAACGCCACGGGCGGCCUCAUGGCCACCCAAGACCUGUCCAAGUACGUCUCCACCCUCAAGAGCUGGUCCCUCACCAAACAGGUGGAGACGGGCGUCGAGGUCCUCACCGAGGUCGGCUCCCUCUUCAUCGUCGGGCCCGAAGCCCUGAGGGAGAAGUCGAGGAACUUGACGUCGGCGCCCGCCGGCGCCGUGGGCCGGAAGCUCGCCAAAGCCGAUUUCAAGGCGUUUGUGCAGAAGAGGGACGACUCUUCCUCGGUGGGGAUCCAGAGUGUCCUAGCAGGCUUGUGA